AUGAACAAAAUAAUAACUUAUUUUUCUUUUAUACUGCUAAUGCAGUAUUCGCUUAUCACAUGCAACCAUGAUAAGAAAAUCGUUAAUUUAUUAAAAAGAACAUAUGAAUCUUUCCAAUCUUUCCCUUUAAAAAAUAAUAGUGGAAAUAGAAUUUUAUAUGAACUUAAAGAAUCUCUAUAUAACAUUGAAAACGGAGAGACAUGGGGCGAUCUUGUAUCAAAAGACAAUGAAAUUUUUGGGGGAAAAGAUCAUAUAUUAUCUGAAAAUUAUACAAGUGAUAGUGUUAAUUCAAAAAAGGAAAGCAAUUUUUUGGAAACAGGUAAAAUAUCGUUAGUAGAAAAAAAUGGAAAUGUAAAUUACAAAGAUUAUUUUGACAAAUAUCAGGUUAAUGAAUGUAAGGAAAAAAAUAAAAAUGAAAUUCAUGCUUGGAUUUGUGAUAAUGAAAAACAGAAUUGCAUACCAAGUAGAAGAAUCAAUUUAUGUACUAAAAGAUUGGAGAUUAUUCCAGACACAAUAAAAAUACCGGAUAAUAAAACGAAAGAAUUAUUAAUGGAUUAUUUUAAACAAUUUAUAUAUAAAGAUGCAGCACGUGAAGGAGAAUUGUUAUUAAAUAAAUAUGAUGACAAAAACAAUAAUGAAUAUUGUAAUGAUAUGAUUAAUAGUUUUGGAGAUUAUAAAAAUAUUGUUGAAGGGACAGGCUUGAAAAAUGUAGCAAAUGAAAGUUUGUUAGAAUUAAAAAUUCAAAACAUAUUUGGAACCGAUGAUAAUGCUAAAAGGAAUAGAAAAACUUGGUGGAAAAAUCAUGAACAUAUUGUAUGGAAAGCUAUGGUAUUAGGAAAAAAUUUUAAUGAAACAUCAAAUUAUAAAAAUGUUUGUACUAAUUAUAAAUUAGAAGAUUAUCACUCACAAAUUGAAAGAUGGACUAGAGAAUGGAUUCAAGAAUUCAGUGUACAAUAUUUUAAAGAGGCAAAUAAAAUAAAUAAUAAAUGUACUAAGAAAAGUAAUAUAUCCACAGAAAGUAUAUGUAUUAAUAAUGAAUGUAAAAAUGCGUGUAAUACAUAUGAGGCAUGGAUAAGUGUAAAUAAAUCUAAAUGGGAUACAUUAUUACAAAGAUUUUCGCAAUUUAAUAAAAGUUAUUUUAGUGAAGAAACUUGUAGAGAUAAAGCAUAUAAUUCUUUAAUGAUCGAAUUUAAAGAAGCAUAUGAAGCUAACUUUGAAAAUGUUAUUAAUCUUGAUGAUGAUCAUUAUACAGGAUUGUGUGUUUGUUCUUCUGUUAAACCCAGUAAUACUCCUAUUAAUAAUAAUUUGGGUUACAAACAAACUCUCGAAACUCAAAAUCCAACAGAUGCAUCACAAAAUACUUUAUUUCCACCCUUUAGUACUGGCACCGAGACUGAUUUGUUUAAAGAAGAUGACGAUGAUAAUGGUGGAUUUGACUUAUUAUCAUACAAUAAUGCUGACGCUCAAAAUUUGAGAAAUAGCACACCUACUGAUCAGGUUGGUGUUAAUAACGAACAAAAUAAAUUAAAUCAAAAUGCAGAGAGUAAUAAUAAAUACGAAUUACAAAUUAUGGGAAAUCAUGCAAAUAGUGAUAAUACCUAUCACAAUAUAAUUAUACCAUCACAGGAAAAUAAUAUAUAUACUUCAACUCCUGAAUCUGUAACUAUCAAUCCAACUUCAACUUCAAAUACAAAUGAAAAUCAAACUCUAACUCCUAAUUCAACUUUAACUCCAACUCUAACUUCAAAUUCAAAUCCAACUCAAAUUCCAACUCAACCUCAACCUCAAUUUCCAAUUCCACCUCAACCUCAAUUUCCAAUUCCACCUGAAACUCAAUUUCCAAUUCCACCUGAAACUCAAAUUCCAACUCCAACUUUAAAUCCAAAUGCUACAAAUAAAGGGGUUAAAGAACAUCAUUUUAACACUAAUGGAAUAGAAAAUGGAAAUACUAUGAAAGAUCAAAUGAACAUCCCCCCAAUAAAAUUUAAUAUAGAUCCUAAACAUGAUAAUACUAUAAAUGGAGGUUUUAGCAGAAUUAAUAAUGAUAACGAUAGUGAAAAUGCCAAUAAAUUGGGAAUAGAUGAAUAUGAACAUAGAGACAUUAAAAAAAGCAGGGAAAAUAUAAUAAUGCUAGCCAACGAAAAUGUAUGCAAUGGCAAUCCAGGUUUAAAAUACUGUGAAUCUAUAAAUAAUAAAUAUUUUCAUGGAACGUGUUCAAAAAGUCAAACCCAAAAUCUUUGUUGCUCAAUUUCAAAUUAUUGCAUAAAAUUUUUUAAUAUAAAUUCAAAGAAAUAUUAUGAUUGUAUGAAUGAAGAGUUUAUGGCCCCAGAUUAUAACUGUUUUCAAAAAGAGAGCUAUUCAAAUCAAUACUACUAUGCAACAGGAGGUAUAAUAUUUGUAAUCAUAUUCAUUUGUGCGUCCAUCGGUUUUUCUGGAAAUAAAUCUGAAGAAGAAGCAUUCAACAAUUAUGAGGAAUACUUAUAUAAAUCCUAUAAUCAAUCAACGUUGAAUAACGGUUUUAAACGUGUACAAGAAUAUAUACCUGUAGAUUUUUAUUAA
Molecule: messenger RNA, 2559 nt
Organism: Plasmodium yoelii
Lineage: Eukaryota; Apicomplexa; Aconoidasida; Haemosporida; Plasmodiidae
Product: erythrocyte binding like protein
Exons: 5
Coding region: 1-2559 (852 amino acids)
Cellular component (GO): membrane
Molecular function (GO): host cell surface receptor binding
Source: RefSeq, a predicted model, not a curated record